This is a messenger RNA of Xenia sp. Carnegie-2017, 2676 nucleotides long. RefSeq lists its product as uncharacterized. The transcript is spliced from 6 exons. The record is from RefSeq and is a predicted model, not a curated record. Lineage: Eukaryota; Metazoa; Cnidaria; Anthozoa; Malacalcyonacea; Xeniidae. Bases 538 to 2409 code for a protein of 623 amino acids.
CUUUUUUUUUGGUUGUCAUUUCUAAGCACAUGUUUUGGCCUGUUGAUUUUGCGUAGAGAAAAUGCCAUUUUACAUUCACAACUACUGCAUACGUUGCAGCUUCGCUGUUAAGAAUUCGUGAUCUGAUAAGCCAGAAGUAUGAAAGUAAAUUGUAUUGAUUGCUACGUUCUUGAAGCCUCAUAGCAAAAGUAAAUUGCUAAUGCUGAACUUGCUUUAAUUCGUUUGGUAAAAUAGAAAACGAAACAUUCUCAAGUGGUAUAUUUGUGUGCCAAACAUAUGUUGUUAUUUUCCGAGCUAGGACUCGAUAUUCGGUGGAAUACAGAUAUAUGUAAAAAAUGAUUGUUGUUGAGUUUCUCUAUAUGAUCGUGUUGUUGAUUCCCACUAAAGGAAAAAAAUGUAUUUAGGUUUAAAGUGCAACAAACUAUUUGCUGCUAACGAAGAUUUAAUGGUUUUGACCAUAUGUUUAUGCUUAGUUGAAUUGUAGAGCAAGUUUAAUGUUGAUGCUGCUGUUUGACUAACAUUUGGCUGGUAUAAGUAAUGGCAUUGAAAGAGGGGGAACAUGAUGGUCCUAGAGAGUUGGAAAUUUUCUCUGAUGAGCAAGUUGAGGAGGUAAUGGAAUCACUUGAGCACUUUAAAGGGAAAAUUGAGCAACUUCAAGCAUAUUGUGAACAAGUAAACCAGAGUAGAAUGAAAGCCAAAGAGGAACUUAUUGAAGAGAAAAAGAAACAUAACCAGGAACUUGCUAAGCGUGAAGAAGAAAUGAAUCUGUUGAGAAAUGCCAACAUAGAGUUGAUGUCUAACAAAGUGGCUUCUCCAGAAAAGAGAGGUAAUUUUUCUGUGGCUGUACUCAAGUGUGCAAUUGAUGCUGAAAGUGCUGAGGCAAGAAUACAAGAUUUGACAUCAAAGGUGCGCUGUUUAGAACUAACUUUGGCAGAGAAAGACAAGCAUGUCUCACUUAUGGAGUGGCAAAUUAUGAAUCUAGAGGCAACAGUUGCUACAUUGCAGGCAGAGCGUGAUCAAUUGAUCUUGGAGUUGGACUUAAAUAAUCCCAAUGAAAGUCAUAUCCAAAAUGAAGACAUUGAUCACACUCAUUUUCAAGAUGACUUUCAAAAUAAACAGAUAUCUUCCCAAGCACUUUAUUGCAACAGAAACCAUAAUGGGACUGUAAAUGAAAGAAAUGAAAAUUUAUCGUUGAGACAAAUGCUGAGCAUGUCUGCUGAAUGGAUUGUGAAUAAAGGUCCCAUUUCACAUGCUCACAGACAUCCACUGCGCACCUUUAGUGGGAGUAUAAAACGUGAUGGUCGUGGCAAAGACUUUUCCCAUUCUAAUGCCACUCAUAGUCUCGAGGAUUUUGAAGAUUUUAAUGAGGUCGACAAUGGUUUGGGUCUGGGAAAGCUCACGAGGACCACAAAUUUCUGUGAUAUAUUGGACGCUGAUGAAUAUAGCAAUUUCCAUGUUUCCGAUACUCGCUUGAGCAAUGCUGACUCUGUUUUAGAGGUUCUUGGCGAAGAAAAUGGAUCUGCUCUUCAACCACUUUCUAAGAAAUGGGCAACGUUCGAGAGUGGCCUGGCAAACUCCCUUGAGGAAGACACCUUUGACAAAAGCAUUGUGUCAGAAAUCUCGCUUACAUCUCCAAGAGGAAUUGAUAGCUCACUUCUCCAACCAAGGGACAGGGAAUCUCUUGACAGUUCCACGAGCGAUUUUAGUUCAGCUUUUCACUCCAGUCAAGAUUUUAUGGUGAGUUCAACUGAGGAAGCAUGGGGAGAAGUAAGAGGCAAUCUUCCUCCUCAUGAAGUGAAGAAAGUCAUGUCGAAAACGGAGAUGUCAAAAAGUGAUAGUUGCAUUUUGACUACUAGAGCCAAAUCGCCAGUGUCUGUCAAGAAAGAGGACAUCUGGAAUUUUACACCUGAUAGUGUUGUCAAUGUUUCAACAGGUGAAAAUUUAAUGGAAAAGUCGUCUCUUCAAUCGGUUGGUAGAUCUCGUUUGUUUACUACAAGUAUCGAGAUCUUGAUGAACAACUCUACAGUUGAUGGAACGCCAAGUGAGGAUGUUCUACAUGUAGAGGAUGGUUGUGGACAAGCUGCGUGUACUGUCAAUGAGAAUGUGAAGAAAGAAGGGAUUAUAGAGGAUAAUGAAGAAUCUCGGAAAAUUGAAAACGUUAUAUUAAGACAUGAAUUAAAUGAGGGGACUACCUCUCAUGUGAAGCCUCUUGGCAAAUCAAAUUCUGCCUGUGAUAGGUCCUCUUCCAAGGAGGAAUUGCUUGAAGGAAAGCAUGAAAAAAGUUUAAGUGAUCCUAUUAAGAAACCCGAUCAGAAACGUGGAGUACGGAAAUUAAAAGAGUAUCAGAAAUGGCAAAAGCAUGGAAGACGUGGAAAGCCUCCUGGCGACUUGAAAAUUUCUGAUUGCUGAAUUGGAUGAAAUUCCAUGGAUAACAACAAGCUAACGAAUCUCACUAUAAAUACGGAUCAAUACUGAUGUGUUGCGUUUAUAUACUUAGUGAAGAGUUAUGUCGUAUAGAAAAUAUCAAAUUUUGUACAUAAGUAGCCGAUUUCUAGAGAUUUCGAUAAAAUCGUACAAUGGCGAGAAAUUUCGUAUGUAAAUAUUGUUAUCUCUUUAAUGUUAGGAUCAGCUUAGCUGAAACACAGGAAUAAAAUAAAAUAUCCUUUAAAUACGAUA